GUGCCAAGACAUCAGCUCAGCCGUACGUUUGGUCGGGAAGCGCCUGUAGUCUUCAGCGCGCAUUAAUGUCGCAUCAGUAUCGUGUUCAAAAUGUGCUUGUUAUUAUUUUUGAAAAUCAUCAAAGCCCGUAACUAAYUCGGUCAGUACAAAACCCAUAUGCCGACUAAUCGUAAUAAUGCAUUUUUGAUUAGAACUUAGCGUACAUACUAAUUAUUUGCACAAUUUGCACGAUGCCGUUUUUUUCCGACUACGGCAAUUACAUGCACGGGUCGACUCCGUUCUCUUCGCAAUAUUACAGUCAGCUGCUGCCCUACCCUGGGUCCAAUCCCGGUGGCCGGUCUGCAUUCCGCGCGCAUGCGGUCCGUAGUAACUACAACUCGAUGGCGGUCGAACAGACACUGAGGGCCAUACGCAGAGGCCCGGGCGCGUUGGCCGCCCGACACUACGCCCGACCGGUGCACGUAAACACAUCGGAGAUCGACGUUACGUCGCCCCGGCGGCCGCGGCCGACGGCCACGACUGAAACGGCUGUGGACAAUAACGUCGGCGGCGGCGGCGGCGGCGGUGGCGGCAGCGUCAUACACCGUGGCCGCACCGUGGUCCGGUUGCACACGAACAAAAACAAUAACAACAAUAAGAGGUCAGUUAAACCGCCCGAGAACCAGACGGCGCCGGCGGUCACCGUGACCGCGAGUUCGGCGCUGCAGUACGAGGAAGGGCUGGCGAAAAAGGGCACCAUAAAGCGACACACGUCCGCGGGCGUCAAGGUGCCGGUGAACGAUGACCGCCGACCGUCCGUCACCGAUGAGAUAUUGCGCGAGCAGGAGGCGCUGUUCGACACAAUGAUCAUGGAGGAGAUGGAAGGGCAGGAGAAGAGGGUGCGGCGCAAGAGUUAUCCAGUGGACAUGGGUGGUGGUGGUGGUAGUGAUGGUGGUGCAGGUGGUGUUGGGGGUGGUAAACAACCGCACAGGACCAGGGAAACGAGAAAAAAAUCGGUGGCCGCGGCAAUGAUGUAUAGCGAACACCCGGACAAACCGGCUAAGAACAAGACCGCGGGCACCAACUGGAAGYUGAACUACGACGUGAUCAUCGAAGAGAGCGGCAUCGAACCGGUAAGUUUUACGUUCAAGCUGAACAAUACGACGAAGAAAGAAAGCGACGGUCGAAGCGGCGAUAACGGUAAGCUAGACGCUAACCAUAACGUAGUCAUCAGCAGAUCGCAUGAUAACGAUAAUAAACGUGAUCAAAAAAACAACAGCACCGAAAAGCAUGCAAAAACUGUAAUUAAUAAAAAUCAGUGUAAUAAUGAURAUUCGGAAGGUGGUGUAGUAGGUGUGCCCAUGAAGAAGACGAAAGUAGUGAAAAAGAAAAUAAUCGUCAAGAAGAAAGUGGUCAAGAAGAAGGAAAAAGAGGAGGACGCCGAAAUCCAGCAGGACAAGCAGGAACUGCAGAAGAAAAAAACCCCUUCACCGCCGAAAAAAGGCGGUUCRACGAACGCUGGCGCAGCGUCCGCGGUUAUAACACCGUUUGUACGCGCGUCCUUUGGCAAGACGUUCAUAUCGCCGUCACAAGUGAGCAGCACGAAGAGUAAGUUCGAAAAGCCAAAGCCCAAAAUCAACCUGGAAACGCCACCACCGCCACCAACGGCCCCGAAAACGCCGCCCGCCGCCGACAGCGGAUCGUCGUCUGACGAAUCGUCCGAUGAAGAUGACACGUCUUCGUCGUCGUCGUCGUCAACGUCGUUGUGCAGCGGAAGCAGUGGCAGCACGUUCUACGACUCGGACGAUUACGGUGACAAAAGAGUUGCAUGCAGUAAUUCUUCGUUCGAUUCUGGUUUGCCAUCCUCGCCCGUGCCCGCACAAGAUCCCAUAGACUCAUCGUCGUCGUCGGACGCGGCCACCAAUUCAUAUCAGAUCGGCGGCGCUGGAAAUGCGGACGGGGCCGAACGAUCCCUUCGUUCCUACAGUUAUCGGCACCACUCGAGGCCUAAACGUGUAGUGCCGCCGGCCACCAGCAUACCGCGGUUCCGAAAGUAUGCAGUUGACGACUUUAACUUCUUAAAAGUGCUCGGAAAAGGCAGCUUUGGAAAGGUAUUACUGGCCGAACUCAAAGGUACUGAUUACUAUUAUGCGGUAAAAUGCCUGAAAAAAGACGUAGUACUUGAGGAUGACGAUGUCGAAUGUACACUCAUCGAACGCAAAGUCCUCGCACUAGGAACAAAUCAUCCUUACUUGUGUCAUUUGUUUUGCACCUUUCAGACCGAGUCUCAUUUGUUCUUUGUCAUGGAGUAUCUGAAUGGCGGCGAUUUGAUGUUCCACAUACAACAGUCUGGACGAUUUGACGAAGGCCGAUCUCGAUUUUAUGCAUCUGAAAUAGUGUCAGGUCUAAAGUUCCUGCACAAAAAAGGCAUCGUGUACAGGGAUUUGAAGUUGGACAACAUAUUGUUAGAUUUCAACGGUCACGUACGUAUCGCUGAUUUUGGAAUGUGUAAACUUCAGAUAUACUUGGACAAAACGGCGGAUACAUUUUGUGGCACGCCCGAUUACAUGGCGCCAGAGAUAAUCAAAGGCCAGAAAUACAAUCAAAGUGUAGACUGGUGGUCUUUUGGCAUUCUGCUGUACGAGAUGUUGGUUGGCAAAUCGCCAUUCAGUGGUUGUGACGAGGACGCCCUGUUUUGGUCUAUAUGCAACGAACAACCUCAGUAUCCAAGAUACUUGUCGGUCGAUUCUAAAUCUGUUCUGGUAGCUUUACUAGAUAAAGACGCAACUAAACGAUUAGGGUCUUUAGAAGCUAACCAUUCGGCCGAGGAUGUGAUCAGACAUCCAUUUUUCAGUUCAAUGGACUGGUGUAAAUUGGAGAGACGAGAGUUAGAACCUCCAUACAUGCCUAGAGUUUAUCAUCCUUUGGACACUCAUUAUUUUGACAAGCACUUCACAAAAGAGAAACCGAGACUGACACCUGUUGAUAAAACUAUACUUCAGUCGAUGGAUCAGUCUCAAUUUGAUGGAUUUACCUAUACCAAUCCAAAUGUCACAGAUUCAUGAGUCAUUAUGCUACUCAUUAUUUUGUA
Diuraphis noxia (Russian wheat aphid) is the source of this 3070-nucleotide messenger RNA. Its product is annotated as Protein kinase C delta. Lineage: Eukaryota; Metazoa; Arthropoda; Insecta; Hemiptera; Aphididae. Gene Ontology annotation, molecular function: ATP binding; protein serine/threonine kinase activity. Gene Ontology annotation, biological process: protein phosphorylation. The record is from RefSeq and is a predicted model, not a curated record.